AAGACUUCCGUGGCCCAUGUUCGAAAUGGUCUGCCAACCAAGAAGUCCGCUGCUUCUGCACAUGUGGAAGAGCAGAUCAGCCCAGUGUCGCCCACCAGCACCCAGGAUGUUCCUGUGAAGAUGAAGCUUUUAGCAGUUCUUUUGGUAACAGCAAUUGGGUUUGGGUCGCAUUGGAGCAGCGGGGUGACUGGCGCAAUGAAGAGUACUCUCAAGAAGCGAUUACACAUCAACAACGCUCAAUAUGCAGUGCUAGAAGCAAGCGAAGACUUCAUGAAGACGGCCCUCAUCCUCGUCAGCGGUCUCGUCACGGAUAGAAUUGGCGGUGCAAAUGCCAUGCUUUGGGGAAACGCCAUAUAUAGUGUUGGUGCUAUCUUCAUCGCUGCUGCUACUACGGUCCGCUCGUACAGGUUCAUGAUCUUCGGGGUUGUUGUGCAGGCAUUCGGGGAUAUCGCCACCCAAGUCGCGCAAUAUAAGAUCUUCAGCUCCUGGUUCGCACCCUCAAACGGUUUCGCUUCCACACUUGGUUUCGAGCUUGGUAUCGGCAAGAUUGGCUCUUUCGUCGGCAAGGCUACCGCCAAUAUCAUUGCAAAGAAAACCGGAGACUUCAGCUGGGUUUACUGGACAGCUGUUUUCAUGAACCUCUUCACCAAUGUCGUAACACUGGUCUACUGGUUCUUCGCGCGAUGGUGUAUGAAGGUCUACUCUGGAACCGCCGACCCGGCAACUGGUGAGAAACUCACCGAAAGCAACAAAAAGUUCGAGUUUGGCAAGACAUUGAGGCUGCCAUGGCCCUUCUGGGCUAUCGUUGCUUUUUCCCUCUUUCAGACUAGCACAGCAGUCGUUUACUCGCAAAAUGCCACCGAGCUAGCCGAGCUGCGCUUUAACAUAGAUUCCGUGACGGCCGGCUGGUACUCAGCCAUGUCGCAGUACUUGGGCUUCUUCUUGGUGCCUCUGAUCGGUGUCUUCGUUGACCUUUUUGGUCAUCGUCUCAGUCUCAUGCUCUUCUGCAGUCUCGGUAUGCUCAUAUCUAUGUGCUUAGCGGCGUGGGGCCCGACUAUCGGCGGAACAGCGGCCUCGUUUGGCAUCUUUGGCGUCGCGUCCAUGUUCGGCCCAACUGUCAUCAUCGACUCAAUCCGCACGGCCAUGUGGCACCAAGAAGUCUUUGGUUCCGGUUAUGCAAUCAAGAUUGCUGUGAACAAUGGUAUGAGCAUCAUUGUUCGCAUUAUUACCGGUGUGAUUCAGGAUCGCGACAACAAUUCUUAUCAUCACGUGGUAAUCAUCUAUGUCAUUCUAGCUGCCGGCUCCGUGGUGGUUGCGCUUACCCUCGUGACAUGCGGCCUUUUCAACCCGGACCUCGGACACUUGCAAUGGACCCGGAAAUCUAGACUGGGAAAAGGCGAGGUGAUCAACCAGCGCAAAGCAGAGUUCGAGAGUGGUGCAAAAGGCAAGAGGAACAAGCAAGUCAGCCUGAUCUUGUUCAUCGCACUACUGUUUUUCAUUGCAGGUGCAUGGGCGGCAUACUUCUGGGGCGUUGCCACUGGAAACAACAAGUAACCAUGAUUAGAUUUAGUACUUACUGAAAACCUCGAGGACAAUAAAAC
Molecule: messenger RNA, 1601 nt
Organism: Exserohilum turcica Et28A
Lineage: Eukaryota; Fungi; Ascomycota; Dothideomycetes; Pleosporales; Pleosporaceae
Exons: 3
Coding region: 121-1554 (477 amino acids)
Biological process (GO): transmembrane transport
Molecular function (GO): transmembrane transporter activity
Source: RefSeq, a predicted model, not a curated record